GGCGGUGGGAGGGGCGGACCCCUCGUCCUUAGGCGCUGCGUGCUGGGGUGGCUGUUGUGCGCAGCUCUCCGGCUGCCGCGGGAACAUGGCGACGCUGAAGGCCGUGUGCGUGAUGAAGGGGGAUGGCCCCGUGCAUGGCGUCAUCCACUUCCAGCAGCAGGGUAGUGGACCAGUAAAAGUUACUGGAAGAAUCAGUGGCUUGGCUGAUGGAGAUCAUGGCUUCCAUGUCCAUGAAUUUGGUGACAAUACAAAUGGGUGUACCAGUGCAGGUUCUCACUUCAAUCCUGAAGGCAAGCAGCAUGGUGGACCAAGUGAUGCAGAAAGGCAUGUGGGAGACCUUGGCAAUGUGACUGCUAAAGGUGGAGUGGCAGAAGUGGAAAUAGAAGAUCCCAUCAUUUCUCUUAGCGGGCCACAUAGCAUCAUUGGACGUACCAUGGUGGUCCAUGAAAAAUGCGAUGACCUGGGUAGAGGGGGAGAUAAUGAGAGCAAAUUAACUGGAAAUGCUGGACCUCGUUUAGCUUGUGGUGUAAUUGGAAUAGCCAAGAGCUAAGUAUUGUACCUGAAAUGCUUACGGUGACAGUGAUAAACGGGCUGUAUGUCACUGCAAAUGCUGUACUUGCCCUUCCUUGUGUAAGCAGAAGAUUUAUCACUUAACUUCAUUACUACUCUGCAAAACCGACUUGAUUUUAUAUGAUGUAUAUUGCAAUUAAAGUGACCCCAAUGGAAUGCCUCUGUAGUCUUCUGCUAAAGCAUCUGCUGUAACCAUUAAGUAUAAUCUUCACUAACUGGAACUCCUGUUCUGUGUAAUGGAAGAUGUUUAGUAGUGAUCACAUCCUGAACACCAAAACUUCUAGUCUGAUUUGGAGGAUUAGCCUGACAAGCUGUAGCAAGGCUACUCACUGAAGAGCAGUAGCACUGUAUGUAUUGGGGCUUCCUCCUGGCAAAGUUGCAGCAUUUGUAGGUUUCAAACUUGUGUAAUAAACUUGCUGGGCAAAUA
Messenger RNA from Grus americana (Whooping crane), 997 nucleotides. It is a transcript of the gene SOD1, whose product is annotated as superoxide dismutase 1. The record is from RefSeq and is a predicted model, not a curated record. Gene Ontology annotation, cellular component: nucleus; peroxisome; cytosol. Gene Ontology annotation, molecular function: superoxide dismutase activity; copper ion binding. NCBI's taxonomy places the organism in Eukaryota, Metazoa, Chordata, Aves, Gruiformes, Gruidae. The transcript has 5 exons. The coding region runs from base 86 to 550 and encodes 154 amino acids. Gene Ontology annotation, biological process: removal of superoxide radicals.